AUGUCAGAGAUAAUGACCAGCUCGAGUCUAUAUAACCCAUCGCCAACAAGUCAUACUCAUGCUCAUGCUCAUGCUCAUGCUGCAGCGGCUUCGGCUUCGGCUUUGGCUGCCGGUGGUGCUACUCACGACUCCCAAAGACAGCGCGAGGUUUGCAAGAAAUGUAACCAAUUAAUUAUUGAAGGACACGCUUAUGAGCUAGGAGAGGACAGAUGGCAUAUUGACUGUUUCAACUGCUCCAAAUGCAAUACUUCGCUAGGAUGUAACUCGAAUUUUUUGGUGUUGGGGAAUGGCAAUUUGAUCUGCUCUAAUUGCUCGUAUAAUUGCAAGCAAUGUGGCAGGAAAAUUGACGAUUUGGCUAUAUUAACAGGCGACCAAGCUUACUGCUCGACUUGUUUCAAGUGUCGCUCGUGUAAAAACAAGAUUGAGGACUUGCGGUAUGCAAGAACCUCAAAGGGGCUAUUUUGUAUGGAUUGUCAUGAAAAGUUGAUGGCAAAGAAGAAAAAGUACGAUGCAAAAAAGAAACAUUUGGCUUUAUUGCAGCAGAAGCAACAACAAUUGGAGAGAGAAAGAGAACGGAAGAGAGAAAGAGAAAGAGAAAGAGAAGCACUGGAACUUCAUAAAAAGUCCGGUGCCAAUAACUCCAAGAAUAAUCUAAUUCAAUCGCUAAACAACCCCGGUAGUUCAAGAAUAAGCAUUUAUGACCAGGAAAACAACUCGGUGUCCUCAAUUAGUUCCAAGACCAAGAAUAAAACAAAGACAUUACCAUUACCUCCCACAAUUAAUGGAGGAGCCAACUAUUCCCAAAAGGAAACCCCAAAUCCAAGUGGAAAUGUUACAACAAUUACGACAUCAUCGUCAUCAUCAUCAUCACCAGCAGCACCAGCAGCACCAUCAGCACCAUCAUCGACAUCUUUAUUACACCCAGCUCACUUUUCUCAAGAAAAAGUUAUGCACAGCACCCCUCAUGCAAGUAAAAAUUCACCGAUUAGUUCAAAUCAUAUCCAGGAUAACCAUGUUUCCAAUCAAGCGGAAAAUGACUUUUUAAUUGAAGAAGUACAAAAUCUUUCAGAUUCAGAUUCAAACGAUGAAGAAAAACACAUUGCAAAUGGAACUACUUUAAGAAACAAACAUUCUCGCACAAGACUGAUGAAUCAAUAUUCAACUCCAACAAUGUCAAUGGACCAAUCAAGUCCAUUAGACUCGACUGAAAUAAGUGACGAACAUACAAUUCAUAUGGAGAUUGUAGGUACACCAUCAGAUGGCGACUAUUCAAGCAAUCAAUCACAACAAGUCAAUCAGUUGAAACCAGCAGCCGACGUCACUCCAAAAGCAGCCCUAAAAAGAGAAGAACAUCAACAACAACAACAACAACAACAACAACAACAACAACAACAUCAUCAUCAACAUCAACAACAACAUCAUCGUCAACAACUGUUGCUGCUGCUGCUGCUGCUGCAACAUGGAGAUGUCAAGAGUAAGAAUCUACUUAUCCUCUCUCCAAAUCAAUACCAUGAUAAUGAAUUUCACAAUACUACAAUAAAAUCACCAAUAGUUGAGACACCGGGUACACUAGUUAGUCGAAGCUCGAGUCUUCAAAGCGUUACUAAUAUAAAACCUCAAACAAUGACAGUUGAGGAGUUUUCAAGGUCAACUUGUAGCUCUCCAUUUGCCAAAGCAAAUAGACAAGCUAGAGUGGUGGAAACCAAUGAUGAUAUCUUGACGGACAUUGGUGAUGGGAGCGAUAUAGUACCACAGAUUGUGAGUACACCGCCACAAAAAGAACCAAACUCCAAAGGAAAUAGCUCGGCAAGCGGCGCCGGAGGACCACCAAUCUCUCUAGCUUCACCACCACCAAAACUACCAUUACCAAGUACACCUGUUAAGAAAAAGGAUCCGUUUGGUGGCUUUGGGUAUAAAUACGACGAGUCAGCACCACAUGGACUAGGAUUAGAAGGAGUUUCAUAUGGAAACUAUGAAAACGAACACGAUUCUAGACUUAACUCGUGGAGACAUGUAGACAAUAGACAUGAAGAUGAAGUCUUUUUUAGACAAUCUCAUAAUAAAACUGGCAUUCCAAUAACAUCACAGAACGUUUUAGGUACACGAAUAAUCGGCAAUAUAACACCAGCAGUAACGAAUUUGGAGCAAGAGCAAGAAUCAUCUUCAUCGCAGCAGCAGCAGCAGCAGCAGCAACAACAACAACAACAACAACUUCCGGCUCUGUCCAAAGAAGGCAGCAACAACAUACUUCGUACCACUUCCUUGAUUCGUAAUUUAAAGCAUAAACGUUCAGUUUCGGGUAGUAACCAAUCUACUAAGUUUGGAUUCUUUAAAUCACCCCGAGAGGAAAGUAAUCCAAAAGCACCAGGGGGACAUUCACGUCACAUCUCUGAUGGGUCAAUUGCAAGUACUGUAUUGAAUAAUUAUUUUGCGCCAGCUCAUUUCAAUGGGACUUCGCCAAAUAGUCAUCACACACGACUGGUUUCGGAUUAUACAACAAUGAUAGGCGAAGGAGAGCAUUAUGAUACGAAAAUGAUGAAACACGAAUUACAAAAAUUGGCAAGUGACAAGGAACUUGUAGAUCAUGAUUUGAAAAGAUUAAAGAAUGAAAAAGUGAAAUUAACCGAGCAAUUGAAAAGCCUACAAUCUAAAAUAACCGAGGAGUCUAUUAGAUAUGAUAAUUUGGUUGCUGAGAUUAGGGAAUUGGAGGUCAAUAAGGUGAAGUUGAUUGAGGGGAACAAAGAGUUAGAGGCCAAUAAGUUCAAGUUAGUUGACGAGAACAAGGAACUAAGUGAAGGGAACAAAGAAUUAGAGUUGAGGAGGUUAGAACGGUCUUCUAGUAUGGACACUGAUCAGUUUGAUACAACUACAGUAACAAAUGCUACUAGUUUUGUAUCGGGAUCACCAAUGAAGGAUCAUAGACAGGAUGAUCAUCGGAAUUAUCAACACCAGCAACAGAAUCAACAGAUGUCACAACAAUAUCAUGGUAACAUCAACCAGCCGGGUUUUUCCUCAACUGCGCAGCCUCAAGCAACUGAGGAUGAGCAAACGCACAAAGCAACAAGGUUGAGAUUUUGGAGGCGACCAAAAGCGGGAACACCUCAAAUUGUCCUUACUAAUAUCAAUGAUAACAACAACAACAACAACAACAACAACAAUAAUAAUAAUAAUAAUAAUAACAAUAAUAAUAAUAACAACGGUAAUAACAACAGUAAUAAUUCAAAUUCAGGUUCAAGUUUGAGAAUUCCAAAUAGUUUUUCAUCACAAGCAUUACGUAUUUCAGCGAACGGUGGUGGUGGCAAUACUACAGGCAACAAUGGUGUGGCGUCAGGAACAAGUAGUGGUGGUAGAUUCACCAAGUCAAUGUCAUCAAACAUUCUUGAUUCCUUCUUGAAUGUAUCUGGAUCUGGGUCUGGAAGUGGUAACGGUAGUGGCAGUGACAAUAACACGAGUUCCUCUGCUGUGCCGUUAUUCAAUUCAACAAUUCAAAAAAGAUCAGAGUAUGAAAAGAGCACAGUCCCAUUUAUAGUCACACGAUGUCUCGAGGAAGUGGAAGCUCGAGGUUUGGAUUACGAAGGUAUUUAUCGAGUUUCAGGAGGUAAUUCAUCCAUUGCAACUAUAGAGAAUUUAUUUGCCAGUUUAAACCCGCAUUCAGUAAACUCGUCGUCUGAUGAGAAGCAAAUGGCAAAAUUAGAAGAUCUUUUAACCAAUGGAGAUAUCAAUGCUGUUACGUCAGCAUUGAAACGAUAUUUACGAAAAUUACCCGAUCCAUUGAUUCCAUUUACGUUUUAUGAUAAUUUCAUUCAAAUUGGGGCAAAUAAUACGAGUGUAGAGUACAAAAUCAGUGAGCUUUCAAGACUCAUGAAGAAACUCCCAUCAGCAAACCAAGCUGUGUUGUUUCAAUUGUGUACUCAUUUACAAAAAGUCAAUAACAUGAAUCAUUUGAAUCGAAUGGGAUAUAAGAAUCUUAGUGUCGUUUUUGCACCUACUUUGGCCAGAGACGAAUUAGGAGAUCGUGAAAUGACUGAUAUGGGGUCUAGGAACGAUGUAACUGAAUUGUUGAUGCGAGAACAAGAAAAGAUCUUUCAAUAA
Messenger RNA from Lodderomyces oxycetoniae, 4092 nucleotides. RefSeq names its product Rga2p (gene RGA2). Gene Ontology annotation, biological process: regulation of GTPase activity; signal transduction. The record is from RefSeq and is a predicted model, not a curated record. Gene Ontology annotation, cellular component: cytoplasm. The transcript has a single exon. Bases 1 to 4092 code for a protein of 1363 amino acids. Lineage: Eukaryota; Fungi; Ascomycota; Pichiomycetes; Serinales; Debaryomycetaceae.